Molecule: messenger RNA, 7074 nt
Organism: Cygnus atratus (black swan)
Lineage: Eukaryota; Metazoa; Chordata; Aves; Anseriformes; Anatidae
Gene: SLC44A2
Product: solute carrier family 44 member 2
Exons: 22
Coding region: 406-2556 (716 amino acids)
Biological process (GO): transmembrane transport; choline transport
Cellular component (GO): membrane
Molecular function (GO): choline transmembrane transporter activity
Source: RefSeq, a predicted model, not a curated record
GAGCCGCGGGGACAUCGCGGCGCCACCGUCCCCAACCCUCUGCAGAGCCGCCCAGCGCCACGCUGAUUUAUUUAUACCCCCUAAAUAUUUAUUUGUCCCCUAAAUAUUUAUUUAUACCCCUAAAUAUAGCAAACCGCCGGGAUGAAAAACAAAACCAAACCCGGCUGUGGUCACCGCGCCACCCCACCGGCGGAUGGAGGGUGGUGCCCGCCGUGGGCGGUGGGCGCCGGGGCGAGGAUGAGGAGGGGAUGAAGCAGCUGCCAGGCGAGGAUGAGGAGGGGAUGAAGCAGCUGCGCCUUUAACGGCGUGUUUUGCACGGCCGGCUGCUCGCUGCUGCGGUUCCUGGCAGACCGGCACGCCCAGGGCUGAGCGCGCAGGGGCUCUUUUGGGGCGAGCAGCGAGGGGAUGGGGGACCAGGAGGAGGAGAACUACUACGGGAAGCACGGGACGCCGCAGAAAUAUGACCCGAAGUUCAAAGGUCCCAUCUACGACAGGGGCUGCACCGAUGUGGCCUGCUGCAUCCUGCUGGUCCUCGCCAUCGUGGGCUAUGUCGUGGUGGGCAUCGUGGCGUGGACGCACGGGGACCCGCGGAAGGUGAUCUACCCCACGGACAGCCGCGGGCAGUUCUGCGGUCAUCAGGGAACAGCCAACGAGGACAAGCCUUUUCUCUUCUACUUCGACAUCGUGAAGUGUGCCAGCCCACUGGUGCUGCUGGAGUUUCAGUGCCCGACCACACAGAUCUGCGUGAGCAAAUGUCCGGACCGGUACAUGACCUACCUGGGUGCCUACAGCUCCCACGUGCCCACCGACCUGCAGUACUACCGGCAGUUCUGCGUGCCCGAAUUCGGGGACCUGAGCAAGGCUCCCAUCGAGGUGCUGAAGGACAAGGAGUGCCCAGCCAUGCUCAUCCCCAGCACCCCACUGGCUCGCCGCUGCCUCCCGGCCAUCCAGGCCAAGAAGGGUGUCAUCAUGGUGGGGAACGAGACCACCUACGAUGACGGGCGCGGGAGCCGCAGGAACGUCACCGAGCUGCUCGAGGGGGCCAGAAAAGCAAACGUGGUCCUGGAGAUGAGGCAGCUGGCCAUGAAGAUCUUUGAGGACUACACGGUCUCCUGGUACUGGAUCAUAAUAGGCCUGGUGAUCGCAAUGGUGGCCAGCUUGAUCUUCAUCGUCCUGCUCCGCUUCCUGGCCGGGAUCAUGGUCUGGGUGAUGAUCGUGCUGGUGAUCCUGGUGCUGGGCUACGGAAUCUUCCACUGUUACAUGGAGUACGCCAAUCUGAAGGGGGAAGCUGGUUCUGAUGUCUCCCUGACGGACCUUGGGUUUCAGACGGACCUGCGCGUCUACCUCCACCUGCGGCAGACGUGGCUGGCGUUCAUGAUCAUCCUGUGCGUGGUGGAGGUGGUCAUCAUCCUGCUGCUCAUCUUCCUCCGCAAGAGGAUCCUCAUCGCCAUCGCGCUCAUCAAGGAGGCCAGCAGGGCUGUUGGCCACAUCAUGAUGUCGCUGCUGUUUCCGCUGUGCACCUUCUUCCUGCUGUGCCUCUGCAUCGCCUACUGGGCCAGCACGGCCGUCUUCCUCUCCACCUCCAACGAGGCGGUCUAUAAGGUGUUCAACGAGUCAGCGUGCCAGUUUUCUGGGCAGACCUGCAGCCCAGAGAAAUUCAACACGUCCAACGUCACCAAGCUGUGCCCCGACGCCCAGUGCCUCUUCGCGUUCUAUGGGGGAGAGACGGCAUACCACAAGUACCUCAUCAUCCUUCAGUUCUUCAACGUCUUCAUGUUCUUCUGGCUCGCCAACUUUGUGAUCGCGCUGGGGCAGGUGACGCUGGCAGGCGCCUUCGCCUCGUACUACUGGGCCUUCAAGAAACCUGAUGACAUGCCUGCCUUCCCCCUCUUCUCCGCCUUCGGCCGCGCACUCCGGUACCACACUGGCUCACUUGCCUUCGGGUCGCUGAUCCUUGCCAUCGUCCAAGUCAUCAGGGUCAUUCUGGAGUACCUGGACCACAGGCUGAAAGCUGCAGAUAACAAGUUUGCCAAGUUCCUCUUGAGCUGCCUGAAGUGCUGCUUCUGGUGCCUGGAAAAAUUUAUCAAGUUCCUCAACAGAAACGCCUACAUCAUGAUUGCUGUUUAUGGCACCAACUUCUGCACCUCCGCCAGGAACGCCUUCUUCCUGCUGAUGAGGAACAUCAUUAGGGUGGCCGUCUUAGAUAAAGUCACCGAUUUCCUCUUCUUCCUCGGAAAACUCCUCAUCGUGGGCAGUGUUGGAAUCCUCGCUUUCUUUUUCUUCACCCAGCGCAUCAAGCUGGUCCAAGACACAGCGCCGUCCCUGAAUUACUACUGGGUUCCUAUUCUGACGGUGAUUGUGGGCUCCUACCUCAUUGCCCACGGGUUCUUCAGCGUCUAUGGCAUGUGCGUGGACACCCUCUUCCUCUGCUUCUGUGAAGAUCUGGAGAGGAACGAUGGAUCUCCCGAGAGGCCUUACUACAUGUCCCCCGAGCUGAGUGCCAUCCUGCUGAAGGGGACCCUAGAGCCUUCCAAAAGCACCGAUAGCCAAGGCUAGGGCUGGCCCCAGGGUGGCUGCGUGGCCCCAGCAGCCUUCUCCUGCGGCCGCGGUUGGUGCAGAGCUCCCAGCUGGAUGUCCUCCAGGUCAUCCCGGCCGGAGGGGUGCUGGCUUCUCCCUGCUGUACCAACCCCAUCUCCCCGCCCAAUAAUGAAUACUCUUGUAUGGAAGGAACAAAUCUGGAGUUAAUCUGGGCUCCUGCAGAGCUGGGCACAUGUGGCCAGGAGCUGUUGAGCCAUGCGUGCCCGGUGCUGGUGUGCGGCCAGGUUCGCUCCUGGGGUGGUGGAAAACCGGUGCCCCCGCUCCUCGCCCUGUGCCAAGCGGGUCAGCGCACCCGAGGAACCCCGUGCAUGGUGGCGGACGUUUCGCUUUCAGUUCCUGCAGAGUGUUGGGUGUGAAGCAGAGCACGCCCUUCUCAUGGGUGAACCCCCCCCCCCGCUGUUGUUGUAAGGAGGUUAAAAGGAGCAGCUGGCGGUGGUUGCAAACUGCCGAGGCUUUUACUCACAGCCUCCUGCGUUUAACAAAGAUUUUGGGUCCUCCUGCUGGUGGAGCAGAGGUUGAGCCCCUACGUGGAGGCUUGCCCGGUGCUGUACGAGCUCUGCUUGCUCCAGAGCUGCUUUGGUCGGUGGUUUGGCUGAUCUGUGGGUGGAGGAGCUGCUGGACCACGAUGGCUUCGUGACGGCUGGGUCCUCUCCUUGUUUUCUCUUGAUGCCCCAAGGGUGAGCAAGGCUUAAGGAACGCCAUCCUUGGCGACUCACCCUGCACGCCAUCCCACAGCUCGUGGUACAAACCCCGAGCAGACGGAGCGCCACCUCCAGCAGGACAAAGGCGCAGUGUUGAUGCUUGGAUUCCCAUCCCGGCGUCGUCCCUUACAAAACGUCCCAGAGCUCUCUUUGCUCAGCUCUGACGCUGGUGCUUUGUGGUUUGUUUUUUCUGUUGUUGUGGUUGUGACUUUCUCGCUGGAGCAGCUGUUUGGCGCCGAGGCCAACCGGUGCGUUCAGUGCUGGGAAUGCACCUAAUUACUGCGUGCACGUCGCGUGUUGGCGAGGGCAUUGUGUGCUGGGCGAGCAAUGCUGAGCAAAAUCCCUUUGUACUCGUCGCUGGAGCAAUUCGGGACGCAGAAGGAGCAAAAAUCACUUUGUGCUUGUGGCCCAAGCAAUUCAGGACACGGGAGGAGCAGGGAGGGAGGUGGAGGCAGCACUCCGGGGUGACCUCUCCUCACAGCUCCUUCCUGCAGCACUAUUUAAACUUUCCCAAGGGAAAAAAAAAUAAUAAUUACGAAACCUUUACUUUCUUCCAAGUAACAAUCAGGAAGUUUUCAGAGCACAGCACUCCCUUUAAAACAAGGAGCGGCUGUGACGGUUCGCACGCCGGGAGCCUUUAGGUGCAGCAGAGGGAAAAUCCCCUCUCCCCACGAUGAGCUGAAAGACCUUUAUUUCCACGGGAGCGCCCCAAAGGAAUAUUUCUUAGCCGGGUGGCACAGUGCUCCUCUGCCAUCUCGCUGCCUUUAAGCUCCGUGCCCUGGCCGUGCCAACCCCUGUCUGUGGCCCCCGCUGCUGCGCGGGGGGGUUUCUCGUUGCAGUGGAAGACCUGGAGCGAAACGACGGCUCGGCCGAGAAGCCGUACUUCAUGUCUCCCGACCUGAAGAAGCUGCUGAAGAAGACGAACAAGGGCCAGCCGGAGGCGUAGAGCCCGCCGCAUCCUCCCCGCUCCUCCGUUUUUUCCCUUCCCGCGCCGGGAGCAAGGUUGCGGGGUUGCACCCGGCGCUCAGCACUGCUUGUCCCAGGAGAAAAUGCUGUCUCGAUGCACCCAAACCACCAGUGAGGCUCUGCGCAGAGCAGCGGGGAAGGGCUCAUUUCAGAGAGGACUGUGUGAUUGUUAACGAUCUGGCGUUAAUUGCCAGGGCGGUAUAACUCAGCACGGCUCAGCCCCUGCCCAUCCCACGUUGGGAUGUUUCUGGCCAGAACCUGCUGGCGCUGAUAAAAGCAGCGUGGGACCGGCUCUGGCACGAGCACAAGGCAAAGUCCGGUCUUCAGGGGCAUUGAGCCAACAGCAAAGUGAAUUUUAAAGUAAAUGAGAAAUCCGACAAUGCCGUCAUGUUCAGGGCAGCCGUGCUCGGCUGCCUCGUAGCGCCUGGACAAACCCAGGCGUUGCAGUGACCGCCGAGCCAAGCAGCUGCCCUGGUGGUGGCUUUAGGCAGCUCUCUGGCUUGCUGCUGAUUUGCAGCCCCCCCCCCCAAAAUAUUUGGGUGAAACUGGUUCCCACCUGGAGAGCCAGAACGUGCAGAAACAGCCUUGCUUCUCUUGCUGUCUUUCGAAGACUCUUUAGGGUUCUGCUUUGGGGUUUUUGGUGGGUGCAGAUUAGAGAAGUAAUCACUUUAUGAAUAAGCUCGUUAUUGCUCUUAUAACCAUGUGCGAAGGUGGAAGGAAAUCCCGGGUUGAAGGUGCCCAGCUAUCCGAGGGGGCCAUGAACUGGGACAGAUGGGCGUACUCUGUGCAGUUAUUUCAUCGUGCUGAAAGGGCUGACAGCUUCCACCCCAUCCUCUGAACAAAUCCUGCGUUACGUUUUCCAAAAUGUGGCAGCAAAGUGUCCCUAACACGUCAACAAAAUUAGCUAGUGGUGCUUUGCCUGUGUGAUGAUCUAGGAAGACCCCCCCACCUGUCGGCAUGGUAAAGUAGUGUGUGUAUGUGUAUAUAUAUACAUAUAUAUCUAUUUUUUUUUUUAGGUUUACAUUAGGUAAUUUUAAGCAAACCAAAUGCCAAACAGGUUGCCUUAUGUCCUGAGACGCCACGGGGCUUUCUGGACUUUUAGCUAGCUGCUUUUUCUAAUAGGAAGGUGCAGACCUCUAGCAGCUUCCAUCAGAAAAACAAGGGAGAUUUUUGAGAAAUAGAUUGAAGGAGGUUAAAUAUCGCUGCCUCAGAGCAUUAAAACGUAAAUAAAAUACCGAAGCUUCCUUUGAGCAGAUCACGGGAGCUACACAGCCCUGCUGUUGUGAACGGGGAACUGCAGGAGCCACGUGUGCCAAUUUCAAGGAGGCUUUGCCCAGGUGUAGUCACCUCCAAGGAUUUUACCUGAUUGCGCUUUAUUCUGCUUUAAAAUAAAUUCGCUGAGGUGUGAAAUGGAGAACUUAAGCAGCUCCCGAAGCACAGGGUGGGCAGCAGGAGGUUUGUGGGGCUGCAGGCACCUCCUUCUCUUAAAAAUUGCAAAACUUCUUUAUUACAAGGGUUUAAAUUUGGUUAGCCACGUGUAACUGUAACUCGAGCUCAAAGGUAUAUUCUGCUUCUUUUAUACGUAUUUCUCAGUAAUCUUUAGAUCCCUGUAGUAUUUUUGUAAGAUACAAGAGACGUUUUCUAUUUGCACUAUUAACUGCUUUGGGGGGGUUCUAUAUUUUGGUUUUAGCCGUUUCCCGGUGGUUUCAGUUCUCCAGCCGUUGCUGUGAUCCCUUCCAGUACUGCUUUAGGGACAGGUGUUGAAACAGUCAUGUGCUGAGGUGAUGCUAACUCGGGGGCAAAGCUUUAAAAAAAAAAUAAAAUAAGGCAUUAAAGAGGAGAAUCGUCCUCUCAGUUCAGGAUAGGCGGUCAGUAGGUAAGUGGGAGCAAUCAUAGGAAUGUAUUAAUUUUACAGCUGCAGUAGCAGCCAUGAGAAAAUACUUUCUGGGGCAUGAUUCUAGUCCUGAAUUAUUAUUUUUUUUUUCCCCUUUCCUCUGGCAUCCUUGCAUAUGUUUUGAGUUGUGUUUUUCCAUUUUUUUUUUUUUUUUUUUUCCUGUUUGAAGUUUAUGUAUAGAGGGCAAAUUCACUGCUUGCUCCUAGACAUCAGCUGUUAACUUUUCAUGCUUUGGUUGUGGAAAUGCUGUCCAAGGUAACAGGACCAUCAGUAACCGACAUUUAUGUGCAUCAACAUACACCACAGAUUGUUAGGUCUGAAAAUACGAAGGUUGAAAAAGGACUGUUAAUAUAGCAAAAGGUGCUCUUCGUUUGGGACAUGGGGCUGGCUCUGCUGUGUUGUGUAAACUUGGGAUUCAAGGGGCAGAAUUAGGGGAUCCUAUUUAUUUCCUGCUGAGGAAAUGGUAUUCACGCCACAGCAGGGUUUUAGCAUCCAGAAAGGCUUCACUCGAUGACUUCCACUGUUUCUUUCUGCAAGCGCGGGCUGAUGCCUGCACCUGGGAGUACACCUCCUAUGCCUAAGCCAUGUAUUUAAAAAUAUCUUUCAUCUUUAGGAAUAAUUGCGCUCUUUUCUGUCUUGCGAGAUGCUCCUUUUGCCCCUGUGAUCCACGCAUGCUCCUUGUUACUCCCCGAAUCAUCCCAGGGCCCUGCUUAAAAGCUGCAGGGCUGAUGUUCUACACCCCCCUUCCUUUUAAAUGUGUUUCUCCGAGGCAUUAAGUACAGCUGCUGUGCACCGGGGCCCCUAUGCAAGCACACACCUCCAGCUGGAACGUACGCGCGUGUUUCCGAUGUCACAUGCGGCGGUUGUGUUGAUGUCAGCAUUCCAACCAGAAAUAAAGUGCCUAUUUGGACCUCA